GACACUUCACAGAACAAAUAGAGUCCAAAUAAAACUGAUUCUACUAAUAAUGAACAUUGUAAUGGCGUCGCGUAUUUCUCUGUCCCGCUCAAUUCACCCAAUCUUAAAACGCUCUUCAUUUUCCCGUAUUACCCCUAAACAUUACCCGAAAUCCCAUCCUUGCCCUCUCUGGUCCGCUUCUUUCUCCUUUUGCCUUCAUAACUCUCCCACUUCUCCUCUUAUCUCCUCCUCCUCCUAUUCUUCAUUCUCCGCUUCUUCUUCUUCAAUGGCUGCUGCUGCUAAUACAGCUACUGAUAAUAUCAGCCUCGAUACCAAUAAUAAUCCUCUGUUACAGGACUUUGAAUUUCCCCCGUUUGAUGUUGUUCAGGCUGAUCAUGUUCGACCUGGGAUUCGUGCUCUUUUAACCAAACUUGAGAGUGAUUUGGAGGAAUUGGAGAGAACGGUGGAGCCAUCGUGGCCGAAAUUGGUGGAGCCGUUGGAAAAGAUUGUUGAUCGUUUAACAGUUGUUUGGGGGAUGAUUAACCAUCUUAAGGCUGUAAAGGAUACAGCUGAACUUCGUGCUGCAAUUGAAGAAGUUCAGCCAGAAAAGGUCAAAUUUGGCCUUAGAUUAGGGCAAAGUAAGCCGAUAUACAAUGCAUUUAAGGCUAUUAAAGAAUCUUCUCAAUGGCACUCACUAACUGAGGCGCAGAAACGUAUAGUGGAAUCCCAAAUAAAGGAGGCGGUUCUUAAUGGUGUUGCUCUCGAAGAUGAUAAAAGGGAAGAAUUUAAUAAAAUUGAACAGGAAUUGGAAAAACUGUCUCAAAAAUUUGGGGAGAAUGUUUUAGAUGCCACAAAGAAAUUUGAAAAAUUCAUUACAGACAAGAAAGAAAUUGAUGGACUGCCUGCUACAGCUCUUGCAUUGGCUGCACAGACAGCAGUAUCUAAGGGGCAUAAAGACGCAACAGCUGAGAGUGGACCAUGGAUAAUUACUUUAGAUGCCCCUAGUUAUAUGGCUGUCAUGCAACAUGCUCGAAACCGUGAUUUGCGUGAGGAAAUUUACCGUGCAUAUUUGGCACGUGCUUCAAGUGGUGACCUUGAUAACACAGCAAUUAUUGAUCAAAUAUUAAAGCUCAGACUGGAGAAGGCUAAACUCCUGAAUUACAACAACUAUGCUGAGGUAAGCAUGGCUACAAAAAUGGCAACCGUUGAGAAGGCGGAAGAGCUCUUAGAAAAGCUGCGCAAUGCCUCCUGGGAUGCUGCUGUUCAAGAUAUGGAAGACCUUCAAGCUUUUUCCAAAUCUCAGGGUGCUAGUGAAGCAAAUGAUUUGACUCACUGGGACACUGGAUUUUGGGCUGAGAGGCUUCGUGAGUCGAGAUAUGAUAUUAAUGAGGAAGAACUACGGCCAUACUUCUCAUUACCAAAAGUGAUGGAUGGCCUUUUCAAGCUUGCCAAGACACUUUUUGGAAUUGAUAUUGAAUCAGCUGAUGGUUUAGCUCCAGUUUGGAACAAUGAUGUCAGAUUUUACUGUGUCAAAGAUCUGUCCGGUAGUCCAGUUGCGUACUUCUAUUUUGAUCCAUAUUCUCGUCCAUCAGAGAAGAGAGGAGGUGCAUGGAUGGAUGAGGUAGUUAGUCGAAGUCAUGUUCUGUCACGCAAUGGUACUGCUCCAAGGUUGCCUGUUGCCCACAUGGUUUGCAAUCAAACACCACCUGUUGGGGACAAACCAAGCCUUAUGACAUUUCGAGAGGUUGAGACUGUCUUCCAUGAAUUUGGUCAUGCCCUUCAGCAUAUGCUAACCAAGCAGGACGAGGGUCUUGUUGCUGGAAUUCGGGGAAUAGAGUGGGAUGCUGUUGAAUUACCCUCACAGUUCAUGGAAAAUUGGUGUUAUCACAGGGAAACUUUGAUGGGUAUUGCAAGGCACUAUGAAACUGGGGAGACUCUUCCGGAAGAUGUGUAUUUGAAGCUCCUUGCUGCUAGGACCUUCCGUGCUGGUUCACUUAGUCUUCGACAGUUAAGAUUUUCAAGUUUAGAUUUGGAAUUGCAUUCGAAGUAUACACCCGGUGGGACAGAGUCCAUCUAUGAUGUUGAUCAAAGGGUUUCUAAAAGGACCCAAGUGAUCCCUCCGCUACCUGAAGAUAGAUUCCUUUGUAGUUUCAGCCAUAUCUUUGCAGGUGGAUAUGCAGCCGGAUACUAUAGUUAUAAGUGGGCAGAGGUACUUUCGGCAGAUGCUUUUUCAGCAUUUGAGGAUGCUGGACUGGACAACAAGAAGGCUGUCGAGGAAACAGGACGUAAGUUCAGGGAGACUAUUCUUGCACUUGGAGGGGGAAAAGCGCCACUUGAUGUUUUUGUGCAAUUCCGUGGGCGCGAACCUUCCCCGGAGCCAUUGCUCCGACAUAAUGGUUUAUUGGCAGCUGCAUGAAGUGGCUGAUUGAUAUGCAGGCUAUAUCUGCUGUAUGCAAUGGUUGCAGCUUUGAUUCUAUGAUCUGCUGAUAAAUGUUUUAUUUAUAGACUCACUGUAAAAGGAACAUCUUUGUAGUUUAAUGACAUACUUUUUUGGUUA
Mercurialis annua (annual mercury) is the source of this 2536-nucleotide messenger RNA. RefSeq names its product probable cytosolic oligopeptidase A. The record is from RefSeq and is a predicted model, not a curated record. The transcript has 17 exons. Lineage: Eukaryota; Viridiplantae; Streptophyta; Magnoliopsida; Malpighiales; Euphorbiaceae. Gene Ontology annotation, biological process: peptide metabolic process; proteolysis. Gene Ontology annotation, cellular component: chloroplast. Bases 50 to 2395 code for a protein of 781 amino acids. Gene Ontology annotation, molecular function: metalloendopeptidase activity.